GCCCAGAAUGGCCCAGGAAUAUGCCGUGUUCUAACAAAGGACUGGACCCGAGUGGCGAUGACAAAGCAAAGUAAGAGGGCCGUCCCGAUGAGGGCCACGGUCGAGGAAGGUAGCCAUGACAUGGCAGAAUCUCGCAUUUCUGUACCGUGUGGAAAACAGCAGUUUGGGAAACACAAGCUGGGUUCCGUCGUGUCACAUGGUGGGCAUUUCAUUUCCACGAUAACCACGGCCUGUUUUUGAGGUGUGCUGUGGUCCAGGGCUUGGGGAUGCUUGUUGGCUUUGCAGCAGCUAGGGUGUAUGUGCACUACUGCAACAGCAGAAGUGUGCUGGACCGCCUGGGACCAAUUAUCGAUGGUCCUUGUUGGUUUGUUGGCGUUCUGAGCGUGUGAUUGGGAAGCGGGGGACUCGCAUGUGUCAAGCCACACCGGCAACCGGGGGCAUGUUCCGUUCAUUGUCUGGGAUGUGGCUACCUCAGCUCAGCAUCCCCUAUCUAGCCGCUCGCCGUUUUCCUUGUUCUGGCUGACCGACCACCACGACUCCGCUCUUUCGAACUCUUACGGACCAUCAAACCCAAGUCGAGGCCGGAUCACAAACACAACAAGAUCAUGCCUCAAACACCGCCGGAGGAUGUCCGUCAUCAGCACGAAGUCGAGCUUGGACCGUCAGAUGCUCAUGAUGAAGAGAAUUACGACUCAGGUGUAGACGAUGCGUCAAGACGUAGUAGUCUCACCUCUCUACGAUCUAGCAUUUUUGAGUUCUACGAAGAGAACGGACGGACCUACCAUUCUAUGAGUGCUGGGAAAUAUUUCAUGCCGAAUGAUGCAUCCGAAGUUGAACGGCUGGACUUGCAACACCACCUUUUCAGAUUGACUUUUGACGACCAGAUUUGCCUUUGCCCAAAGAAAGACGGCGCCAAACGAGUACUUGAUCUCGGCACCGGAAGUGGCAUCUGGUGUAUCGAUUACGCGGAUCAGCAUCCCGAGGCAGAAGUCAUCGGUGUAGACCUAAGCCCAGUUCAACCGGACUUCAUACCGCCGAAUUGUUCCUUUGAGAUUGACGAUCUCGAAAAGGAAUGGACAUGGUCCAAGAAGUUCGACUUCAUUAUCAGCCGCUUCAUGACAGGCAGCUUCGCCGACAAUGCCUCCAUAGUCAAAAAGGUCUACGACCAGCUGGAACCCGGCGGUUACUUUGAAGCACAGGACAUGGCUCUGCCAAUUGGCUGUGAUGACGGCACCUUCACUGAGGACUCUGGCCUAUGGAUCUGGAUGUCAUGGCUCAUGAAGGCCAUGGAAGCUAUGCAUCGACCUUUCUCAGCUGCGCAAAACUGGAAGUCUAUGAUGGAGGAAGCCGGGUUUGAAGACGUCGUCGAGUACAUCUACAAGUGGCCAAUCAAUGGCUGGCCCCGUGACCCCAAGUACAAGAGGCUGGGCCAGUGGGCACUUUAUGACAUGGACCAGGUCAUGGAGGCGGCCAUCUUGGCGCCUCUUACGAGGGCAAUGGGCUGGAGUCAAGAAGAGGUGCUGUUGCUAGCUGCUGACGCGAGGAAGGUGUUGAGAGAUCCGAGGGUGCAUGCUUACUGGCCCAUAUAUGUUGUUUAUGGCCGCAAACCGUUCUCUUCGAAACAGAAGCCGAGUGUCGACAAGACUACCGCUUAGGGUCCGCAGGUUGAUCGAGGGAAGUACAAAGGAUAGCUGCGGGAGAUGAAAAUAAGAAUUUGUUGUUACUAUUUGCAGAC
This is a messenger RNA of Podospora pseudocomata, 1735 nucleotides long. RefSeq lists its product as uncharacterized. Lineage: Eukaryota; Fungi; Ascomycota; Sordariomycetes; Sordariales; Podosporaceae. Bases 606 to 1655 code for a protein of 349 amino acids. Gene Ontology annotation, molecular function: methyltransferase activity. The record is from RefSeq and is a predicted model, not a curated record. The transcript is spliced from 10 exons.